This is a messenger RNA of Penicillium atrosanguineum, 876 nucleotides long. RefSeq names its product M20 family metallopeptidase. Gene Ontology annotation, molecular function: dipeptidase activity. The coding region runs from base 1 to 876 and encodes 291 amino acids. The record is from RefSeq and is a predicted model, not a curated record. The transcript is spliced from 3 exons. Lineage: Eukaryota; Fungi; Ascomycota; Eurotiomycetes; Eurotiales; Aspergillaceae.
AUGACUCUGUCGACAGUGGGAACGGACGACGUACGAGCGUCGGUAGAUGUGGCCCUUGCAGCACUCGAGAAAUCCCUCCGCGAAGUGAAUCACGAGAUCUGGUCGCAUCCUGAACUCGCCUACGAGGAGCACUACGCUCAUGAUACCAUUUGCAAUUUCCUGGAGAAGCAAGGAUUCACCGUCACACGCCACGCGUAUGGUCUAGAUACAUCAUUCGAAGCAUUGAGUGGCUCGGGUGGGAGACUGGUCAAUUUCAAUGCGGAAUACGACGCACUCCCCGGCAUCGGACAUGCUUGCGGUCACAAUCUUAUCGCCACCAGCAGUAUUGCCGCCUUCCUCGCCCUUUCCUUCACGUUGAAGAAAUACGGUAUUCCGGGACGAACACAGUUGCUGGGCACCCCAGCCGAGGAAAACGGAGGCGGAAAGGCGAAGCUUAUCGACGCGGGCGCAUAUAAGAAUGUGGAUAUUUCUCUCAUGGCCCAUGGCGGCCCCAAGAAAGUCUUCCCGGAUCAGGGACCUGCUGACGGAAUCGCUGGUACACUGAUGAAUGCUCGCAUGAAUAUCCAGUGUCAAUUCACAGGGAAAAGUGCCCACGCAGGCGGUAACCCGUGGGAUGGGAUCAAUGCACUGGAUGCGUUGGUGACAUCCUAUAAUAACGUUGCCGUGUUACGACAACAGCUUCUACCCGAACAACGCAUUCACUGCGCGUUUAUGGACACCCCCAAAGUGGCCAACGUGAUCCCAGAGCAUACCACGGCAUUCUGGCAGGUUCGGAGUCCGUCGCUCAAGGGCCUGAAACUCCUCGUGACCAAAGUACGCAACUGUAUUGAGGCUGGUGCACUGGCGACGGGCUGUCAAGUGGCCAUUCAGGAGUAG